AUGAACACUUCCAUCUGCUCCUUCGUCCUCCUUUUGGAGGCUUGGCUUUACUGGAUUCGCUCUCGCGUUUCCAGUUCAAUUGCUCGGAUUUACUCAUCUUUCCUUCUGCUUGUAGGCGUGGUCCGUUCGGCCUGUUGCUUCCUUCUUGGACAUGAUGUUGAGUGGACUGAUGUUUUCUGCUUUGAUGAGGAAUCCGAAGAUGUGACGGUUGUGGUCCGCGUGGCCUCCUCUCUAUUCAACAAGCGGGUACAGGGCCUUCUUGUUGUCCAGCAAUACGGAUCUUCCAGUCUCUUCCGUCUGUUGAUUGAUGGUCAUGAAGUGAUUCCUCGGGCUGAUGGUGGAGGAAACAUGCAAGGCGAUCGGCUCAUGGGUGCUCUGCUUCUUCCAGAUGGUAUUAAGUGGACUGUCAACACAAAGAAAGCUAAGAGUGGCAACGCUUCCACCAUUCGAGGACGUUGCACCUACGUUUCCUUUGUUGACAACUUGACUGGCAUGACGUCUCUGCAGGUCACAACGAUCCAUGACACACGCAACAAUGGCAAUGGCAAGGCAGUCGGCGCUCUCUUUGAAGAAAAGAUGAAAGCCGCAGCAGAGUUGGUCAAUAGCAGGCCCAACACAAACAACAUGGUGACCAUUUGA
This is a messenger RNA of Seminavis robusta, 639 nucleotides long. The record is from the annotation of a GenBank genome assembly. Lineage: Eukaryota; Bacillariophyta; Bacillariophyceae; Naviculales; Naviculaceae.